Leucoraja erinaceus (little skate) is the source of this 2907-nucleotide messenger RNA. RefSeq names its product zinc finger protein 239-like. The record is from RefSeq and is a predicted model, not a curated record. NCBI's taxonomy places the organism in Eukaryota, Metazoa, Chordata, Chondrichthyes, Rajiformes, Rajidae. The coding region runs from base 219 to 1148 and encodes 309 amino acids. The transcript has a single exon.
UUAUAAAACGGUGUGCUCUGCCAUAAACGCACCCAAUAUGUGCUAGUAAUGUCCUGUUUGCCAGCUUGUUGACCCUCUGUGUUCCCCUCCUGCAGGGUUUAGGAGCCGUUGCUGUGGACGGAGAGACGGGGACGUGAGCGGCCAUUGAGGGCGGCCAGGGUGCCGGUGAGCCCCCCCCUGCUCGGUGUGCGGGCUGAGCUUCGAGGGGCUGAGCUUCGAUGGAGGACCACAUGACGGGGCACAACAAGGAGAAGCGUUAUGAGUGUGACGUGUGUGGCAAGGCCUGGAAGAAGCCGAGCCGGCUGGAGAUCCACCGGCGGGUGCACACGGGCAAGAAGCCCUAUGGCUGCUCCACCUGCGGCAAGAGCUUUACCCAGUUGUCGGGGCUGCGGGAGCACGGGCGGGUGCACAGCAGUGAGCGGCCCUUCACAUGCUCCGACUGCGGCAAAUGCUUCAAGUGGUCGCCGGACCUGAAGAAGCACAUGCGCCUGCACACCUGUGAGCGUCCCUACACAUGCAGCAACUGCGGCAAGGGAUUCACCCACUCCAGCAGCCUGCUGGUGCACCAGCGCACGCACACUGGCGAGCGUCCCUACACCUGUGCACAGUGCGGCAAGAGAUUCAUCGACUCCUCCAACCUGCUGAAGCACCAGCGCACCCACACCGGUGAGCGCCCCUACACCUGCGCCCAAUGCGGCAAGGGCUUCACCCAGUCCGGCACCCUGAUGGAGCACCAGCACACCCACACCAGCGAGCGUCCCUAUACCUGCACCCAGUGUGGCAAGGGCUUCACCAACUCCUACAAGCUGCUGUCCCACCAGCGGAUGCACGCCGGCGACCGUCAUGUCCCCAGCCCGGUGUGUGGGGAGCGCUUUGCCUUGGCCUCCCAUGCCCUGUCUCGCCAGCGCGUGCACACCCGUGGCCAGCCUUACGACUGCCUGUACUGCGGUGAGGGGUUUGACAGCUUGCGGGAGUUGCGGCAACACCGGCAGACACGCCGGCAAGCAACUGCUCCUACUGUGACAAGAGAGCAUGGGGGCUGCGGGAACACCAGCGGAUACACACCGGCGAGAGACCCUUUGUGUGCGCUGAUUGUGCAAGGGUUUCACCCGCAUGUCCAGCCUGUGGCAGCACCAGUGUACCCAUAACGGUGAGCGUCCCUUCCCCUGCCCGUCCUGUGGUAAGGGCUUCACCCGCCUUGACCACCUGCUGGAGCACCGGUGAGUCCACACUAGCCAGCGCCCCUUCACCUGCACGCUCUGUGGCAAGGCCUUCGCACGCUCCUCCAGCCUAAUGGCAUACUGCCUCGUGGAUAGGCAUUGUUUAGGUAGACACAAAAUGCUGGAAGUAAUGGGUAACGUUUUGGGUUGUUUCUUCAGUCACCCAUUCCAUCUCUCCAGAGAUGCUGUCUGUCCUGCUGAGUUGCUCCAGCACUUGGUGUCCUUUUUUUCAACCAGCAUCUGCAGUUCCUUGUUUUUAAACCAUUCUGGUUAACCAUCACUGCACCUUCCCCAAAGCCUCCACAUCAGUCCUGUAAUGGAGUGACCAGAACUGUAAGCAAUACUCCAAAUGCUACCUGAGCAAUGUCCCUUAAAGCUAUGCAUAUACAUUCCUCUCUCUCUCCCCUCUCCAUCCACUCCCCCUCCUCUCGUACACAAAUUCUCUGCACUCCACCCUCUCGUGUCCCCCUCCUCUCUCUCAUACACUCCCUCUCUCGCUCCCUGUCUAUCUCACACACACCCUUGACACCCCUUCCCUCCGGUGUCUCCCAGGCAGAAAUAAAUUGCUUCCCCCCUCCCCGCAUCUCCUCUACCCCUCUCCCACGCCCCUCCCUCUGUCCCUCUCUCUCACACACACUCCCUCUCUCUCUUGUUCUCUCACACGCACUCCGUCUCUCACACGCACCCCUCUCUUGCUGUCUCACAACCUCGCUCUUGCUCUCGCGCACACACCUCUCUUGCUCUCACACACUCCCUCUCUCUUACACACACACUCCCUCUCUCUAUUGCUCUUUCACACACACUCCUGCUCUCUCACACACAUUCCCUCACUCUCUCCCACACACAAACACUCCCCCUCUCUCUCACACACACUUCCUCUCUCUUGCUCUCUCACACUCUCACACACGCUCUCUCAAUCACACUCACACAAGCUCUCUUACACACUCACACACGCAGUCUCACACACAUUCUCACCCACUCUUUCUCUCAAACACGCACUCUCUCCUUGUAUGUAGACUAUGCGUGCAUUUCACACUACACUUGCACUCAGUCCACCAACGCCUGCUAGUUCUUCCAGUUGCCAACCAUUUUAACUCCCCUUCCCACUCCCACACUGAUCUUUCUGUCCUGGGCCUCCUCCAUUGCCAGAGUGAGGUUGAAAGAGCUAAUACCCUGUAGUCAAAUCUAAAACGGAGUCGCUCUUCUACAAAAGCAUGUUCUAGUAGAACAAAAGAAUGGUUCGGUGCCAAGUCUGAAUGACUUUGCAAAUUAUAUGGAACACAAUACGGAGGACAGGUUGUCUUUUUAAUAAAGACAUUAAGAUGGAAGCCUGUGAAAUAACAUCUGCAUCUUUCAAGGUCAUAAAGAAGCCCACAUUGAAAAAAAUAGCUGUCGCUCUAGAGAUAAGUAAUAACUUGUUAUUGGAUGAGCUUGAUUUGGACCCAGCUUUUCUUAUAUUCUGAAAGGCUACAGAAUCUUCCAGUCAUGCCAUAUUCAGACUUGGUAGGAGUAUUUUACUGAUAAGAAAAAUGUAUAAUUGUGCUAACUUUCCUCUGUUCUGAGAGUGGAGCCCGAGAAGCACAGACCAACGUUCGUGCUCAUUGUAGAUCUUGCCACUCCUGUCUGAUGAAUCAAUUAAAGAUUGCCAUGGUUUACCUUUAACAUUUUUGUUGCUGUCUGCUUUUUA